AUGACCGACAAUAUCCCCCUGCAGCCCGUGAGGCGGCCGAAAAGGCAAGACAGUAAACACAGAAAUGGGUGCUGCCCGUGGUCGAGAUGCUGUGGCAUGGGCGACUUCCGUCCCCGCACCGUCUGGCUCGGCCACCCGGAAAAAAGGGAGCAGAGGUACCCGAGGAAUGUCAUCAACAACCAGAAGUACAACUUCUUCACCUUCCUGCCUGCGGUGCUGUUCAAUCAGUUCAAGUACUUCUUCAACUUAUACUUUUUGCUUUUGGCCUGCUCUCAGUUCAUCAAGGAGCUCCGGUUAGGUGCACUCUACACCUACUGGGUCCCGCUGGGUCUUGUUUUGGCUAUCACCAUCAUGAGAGAGGCGGUUGAAGAAAUAAGAUGCUACAUUCGAGACAAAGAGAUGAACUCUCAGAUUUACAGCAAGCUUUCAACAAGAGGGACAGUGAAGGUGAAAAGCAGCGGUAUUCAAGUUGGAGAUCUUAUAAUUGUGGAAAAGAACCAGCGUGUUCCUGCUGACAUGAUCUUUUUAAGGACCUCUGAAAGAAAUGGCUCCUGUUUCCUGCGCACCGACCAGCUGGAUGGAGAGACGGACUGGAAACUACGCCUCCCAGUGGCGUGCACUCAGAGGCUGCCGACUGCUGCCGAUCUUCUACAAAUCAGAUCAUAUGUGUACGCAGAAGAGCCAAACAUUGAUAUCCAUAACUUUAUUGGAACUUUCACCCGGGAGGACGGAGACCCCCCAGUCAACGAGAGUCUCAGCAUUGAGAACACCCUGUGGGCCAGCACCGUUGUGGCCUCCGGCACAGUGGUGGGGGUUGUGAUUUACACAGGCAAGGAGCUGCGCAGUGUCAUGAACACCUCCAACCCAAGACACAAGGUGGGUCUGUUUGACUUGGAAGUGAACUGUUUGACUAAGAUCCUGUUUGGGGCUCUCGUCGUGGUGUCGCUGGUUAUGGUGGCCCUGCAGCACUUCGUUGGCCGUUGGUACCUCCAGAUCUUGCGCUUCCUGCUGCUCUUCUCUAACAUCGUGCCGAUAAGUUUGCGUGUCAAUCUGGACAUGGGAAAGAUGGUUUUCAGUUGGAUGAUUAAGAGGGACUCCAAGAUCCCUGGGACGAUGGUGAGGUCAAGCACCAUACCAGAGCAGCUGGGACGCAUCUCCUACCUGCUGACUGACAAAACAGGAACUCUUACUCAAAAUGAAAUGGUGUUCAGGCGCCUCCAUCUUGGAACUGUGGCAUAUGGGAUGGACUCGAUGGAUGAAGUACAGAGCCUUGUAUUCAGCGCUUACACGCAGCCCGCCCAUGACCUUCCAGCCUCCAGGGCUCCAGCAGCCACCAAGGUGCGCAAGACGAUCAUCAGCCGAGUUCACGAGGCUGUGAAGGCCAUCGCCCUGGUGCACAACGUGACGCCCGUGUACGAGGCCAACGGUGUGACGGACCAGGCCGAGGCGGAGCAGCAUUAUGAAGACACGUGCAGAGUCUACCAGGCCUCCAGCCCAGAUGAGGUGUCGCUGGUGCAGUGGACUGAGAGCGUUGGUCUGACACUGGUGGGAAGAGACCAGUCCUCCAUGCAGCUGCGGACCCCUACUGGCCAAAUACUGAACUUCACCAUCCUGCAGAUAUUUCCCUUCACCUAUGAGAGCAAGAGGAUGGGCAUUAUAGUGCGAGACGAGUCUACUGGAGAGAUUACGUUCUACAUGAAGGGAGCUGAUGUGGUGAUGGCAGGCAUCGUCCAGUACAACGACUGGCUGGAAGAGGAGUGUGGGAACAUGGCGAGGGAAGGCCUGAGGGUCCUUGUCGUCUCAAAGAAGUCUCUCACAGAGGAGCAGUAUCAAGACUUUGAGGCACGUUACGUCCAGGCCAAGCUCAGCGUCCAUGACCGCUCGCUGAAGGUGGCCACAGUGAUUGAGAGUCUGGAGAUGGAGAUGGAGCUGCUUUGUCUGACCGGGGUGGAGGACCAGCUCCAGACUGAUGUCAGGCCCACCCUGGAGAUCCUCCGUAACGCAGGAAUCAAGGUUUGGAUGCUAACAGGCGACAAGCUUGAGACGGCGACCUGCACUGCGAAGAACGCCCAUCUGAUCACCCGCAACCAGGACAUCCAUAUCUUCAGAUCCGUGACAACGCGAGGGGAAGCCCACCUGGAGCUCAACGCUUUUAGGAGAAAGCACGACUGCGCCCUGGUGAUAUCAGGAGACUCGCUUGAGGUUUGUCUGAAGUACUACGAGUAUGAAUUCAUGGAGCUCGCAUGUCAGUGUCCGGCUGUGGUUUGCUGCCGAUGCACCCCCACUCAGAAGGCCCAGAUAGUCCGACUGCUGCAAGAGCGCACAGGAAAGCUCACCUGCGCUGUAGGGGAUGGAGGAAACGAUGUCAGCAUGAUCCAGGAAGCCGACUGUGGCGUGGGAGUGGAGGGAAAAGAAGGAAAGCAGGCCUCGCUGGCUGCAGACUUCUCUGUGACUCAGUUCAAACAUUUAGGCCGUCUCCUCAUGGUCCACGGUCGGAACAGCUACAAAAGGUCUGCAGCCCUCAGUCAGUUCGUCAUCCACAGGAGCCUGUGCAUCAGCACCAUGCAGGCGGUGUUCUCCUCUGUUUUCUACUUUGCCUCGGUCUCACUCUACCAAGGAUUCCUGAUUAUUGGCUACUCGACCAUCUACACAAUGUUCCCUGUCUUCUCCCUGGUCCUGGACAAAGAUGUUAAGUCAGAGGUUGCCAUGUUAUACCCAGAAUUAUACAAGGAUCUCUUGAAGGGCCGACCGCUUUCUUACAAAACGUUUCUAAUAUGGGUCAUAAUAAGUAUCUAUCAAGGCAGCAUCAUCAUGUACGGGGCGCUGCUGCUCUUCGAUUCAGAGUUCGUCCACAUCGUCGCCAUUUCCUUCACCUCUCUCAUCCUGACCGAGCUGCUGAUGGUGGCGCUGACCAUACAGACGUGGCACUGGCUCAUGAUAGUCGGCGAGCUGCUGAGCUUGGCCUGCUACGUCGCCUCACUCGUCUUCCUGCACGAGUUCAUAGACGUGUACUUCAUCACCACAGUGUCGUUCCUGUGGAAGGUGACCGUCAUCACGCUGGUGAGCUGUCUGCCCCUUUACAUCCUCAAGUACCUCCGCAGACGCUUCUCCCCGCCCAGCUACUCCAAGCUGACCUCUUAAAGACUCUUCAUUUGCUUUCGGAAAAACUAACAGAGGCGCCCCUGUCUUCCUCCAGCAGAGAAUCAAACCUGGAUUCAUCCUCCCUUUUUUUUUAAUUUCGUCGAAAAAGUUCCACUUGGAAACGUGAAGCACUGACCGGUUGUUUACUGAGAGUUUGCGUUGAAAAUCAGUGUGACUUCCUACACAUGUUUGAUGCAAAGACUCGUGAUUUCUCUACGGGGGGGAACACCUGCAGGGAAAUGCAGUUAGUUUAACUGACCUAUUUGUUGUCAGCUGACUUAAAACGUGUCUUGAACAAAAAUGUAAAUAUGUGGUGUAAAAGACGGCGGCUGUUUAGCCUGUAUUUAUUAAAUGAAGGGACAGAAUCGGUACGUUUAAUUAUGCAGUUUUUUUUGUUUUAUAAUGUUAAUGUUUAAAUUCAUAUCAUGGAAAUAAUUCCCGCUUCCUGCUGAAAGAGUCAAACCAACACUGGAAUAGACGUGGCGUUCCCACUCGGGACUCGAUUGACGCUCUCCUUGAAGCAGGGAUUUCCGAAUGAAUCUUGAGAAGAAAAGCCUUUGCAUAAAACACAAGUCUGCGAGCUCCUGCAUUUGUUUGUGCGUCACCGCGAUGCAUCAGCACGCCGCGGGCGGAGGGCGCCGGGGUUGCUUCUUUUAGCAUGAGCUGUGGUGUCUGAUGUUAAAUCUGUCCUUAUUUUUAUUUUUUUUCGGACCCUGAGUAUUUACAGUUUGGGGAGCGCGGUCAAAACGGCCACAAAAGGAGCGCCGGGUUUAUUCGCAGACGAACCUUUCCACCGGGGCUCCCGGGCCGGCGUGGCGUCCGCGGUGGGGAGCGCGCGGCCUCUCGCGUGGCCGCUCAGCAGGCCAGAGGCGGCUUCAGCGUUGCAUGAUGACUCACUGCGAGAGUGACCUAAAGCCAUAACUGAGAAUAGCCCAUGUGACCCGCCGGCCACUUCGACUAGCCCCCGCAGCUGUGACAAAAGAAAAGGAUCAAAUAGGAUGUGAAUACUGCUAAAAAAAAAUAUUACAACUGCGGAUUGAGAGCGAGGGAAAAAAAAGAGUGAUACUGCACCUGUGGUGUUUUAUUUCUCUAGUCGGUGUGACGGUGAAUAUUCUGUAAAUAAUCGGCAACUAACCGAAUAACAUUACAUUAUUUCAGAUGUCACUUUUUCUUAUGUCUGUUGAUGAAUCUUGACUUGUCAGCAUCCAGGGUGCCAUGAGUUAACAUUUUCUCUAAUAUGUUCAUCUAAAACCGUUAUUCCCACUGAAUUAAGCGUGUUUGCACCAGAUGUUUUUUUGUUUUGUUUUUGUAAUAGAACCACAAAACAUAAAUGAGGAAUUGAGUUAUUUUGCUUGUAAAUAACAUGUUUUGUAUUUAUUAACAUGUUUUAUUUAAUGGAGUUGAUUGCACUCAAAUGAACAAAAAGGGAGACCUGUAAUGAUGUCAGUGUUGUGAUGAUUAAUAAAUCUCAUGUUUUUCCUCUGCCAUUUAUUUUCAUUUAUUUAACAAUAAAAAAAACAAGAAUUCAUGUCCAAA
This is a messenger RNA of Gasterosteus aculeatus aculeatus (three-spined stickleback), 4677 nucleotides long. RefSeq names its product ATPase phospholipid transporting 9A (gene atp9a). Gene Ontology annotation, cellular component: trans-Golgi network; endosome; plasma membrane. Gene Ontology annotation, molecular function: magnesium ion binding; ATPase-coupled intramembrane lipid carrier activity; ATP hydrolysis activity. Gene Ontology annotation, biological process: retrograde vesicle-mediated transport, Golgi to endoplasmic reticulum; endocytosis; phospholipid translocation. The record is from RefSeq and is a predicted model, not a curated record. Lineage: Eukaryota; Metazoa; Chordata; Actinopteri; Perciformes; Gasterosteidae.